Messenger RNA from Lycium barbarum (goji berry), 465 nucleotides. RefSeq lists its product as uncharacterized. NCBI's taxonomy places the organism in Eukaryota, Viridiplantae, Streptophyta, Magnoliopsida, Solanales, Solanaceae. Gene Ontology annotation, biological process: regulation of DNA-templated transcription. The transcript is spliced from 2 exons. Gene Ontology annotation, molecular function: DNA binding. The record is from RefSeq and is a predicted model, not a curated record. The coding region runs from base 1 to 465 and encodes 154 amino acids.
AUGGAGUUAAUCAACUAUCUCAAAAGUUUCUUGAGGGAUGAAUCUUUCCCGAGUCAAUGCCCUAUUCGGCUUGCACAAAUCUAUGGAGAUCAACCUCCAUCGGCGAUUCUUGAAGCUUCGAAUUUGGAAGAGAAAGUUGGCUACUUUAUUGCACCGUUGAAGAGGAGGAAGAAAUCAGAUGAAAGGCAUUGUCGAACUUGUGCCAACGGGACUUGGAGAGGCCAAACUAGUGGUAAACAUAUCAAGAAUCGCAAGGGAUCUGUGAAUAUAAAAGAGAAGGAGGUGAAGGAGGUUGAGGUAACAGAACAAGAUGUUGCGAGAACUAUAGAAGCUAUGUUGUACGAACCUCAAGAUGAUUACUGCACAAAAACUCAGAAGAUGAACGAAGGGUACUGCUCCUACUACCAACAGGAGAUGAGUUGGGCUGAUGACGUGCUGAUAGAUAUUGACGACUUAAUUUGGUGA